GCGGGGGUUCAAGGGUGACGAGCGGCCGUAAAGCGCGCGAGAAAAAGGCGUCGCGGACUUCUUUGCGACCGGCGGGCCUGGUACGGCUCGGACUCUCCAGGCCUUCGACGCCGCCGCCAUGGAGAUGCCUCCGCUGCCCCCUCCGCCCGAAGACCAGGAGCUGCGCAAUGUCAUUGACAAGUUGGCCCAAUUUGUGGCGCGGAACGGCCCCGAGUUUGAGAAGAUGACCAUGGAGAAGCAGAAGGAGAAUCCCAAGUUCUCGUUCCUCUUCGGGGGUGACUUCUAUGGCUACUACAAGUACAAGCUGGCCUUGGAGCAGCAGCAGUUGUUGUGCAAGCAAAGCCAAGACAUGGAGGCACCUGCCCCCCAGAUCCCAGCACUGCCACAGCCACCCCUGGCUCUGACUCCCACUCCUGUCUCAGUGGCUCAGGGGACCCCCUCCAUGGAGGAACUCAUCCAGCAGAGCCAGUGGAACCUGCAGCAGCAGGAGCAGCACCUCCUGGCCCUCAGACAAGAGCAAAUUACUGCUGCCAUCACGCUGGCCAUUGAGCAGCAAAUGCAGAAAGUCUUGGAGGAGACCCAGCUGGAUGUAAACGAGUUUGAUAACUUGCUGCAACCUAUCAUUGACACCUGCACGAAGGAUGCUAUCUCGGUUGGCAAGAACUGGAUGUUCAGUAAUGCCAAGUCUCCCCAGCACUGCGAACUGAUGGCAGGGCAUCUGCGCGACCGCAUCACAGCUGAGAGCGCCCAUUUUGAGCUGCGGCUCCACUUGAUCUACUUGAUCAAUGAUGUCCUCCACCACUGCCAGCGGAAACAGCAACGGGACCUCCUGGCUGCCCUGCAGAAGGUGGUUGUGCCCAUUUACUGCACCAGUUUCCUGGCCGUGGAGGAGGACAAGCAACAGAAGAUCGCCAGGCUCCUUCAGCUGUGGGAGAAGAACGGCUACUUUGAUGAAUCCAUCAUCCAGCAGCUGCAGAGCCCAGCACUUGGACUGGGCCAGUAUCAGGCCACCCUGAUCACAGAGUGUGCCAGUGUGGUGCAGCCUGUCCAGGUUGCCUUCCAACAGCAGAUACAGACCCUGAAGACACAACAUGAGGAGUUUGUCAACAGCCUCAUGCAGCAGCAGCAGCAGCAGCUUCAAAUUGCCCCCCUGGAAAGUGAGGUGAAACCAGCACCCCCUCCAGCUCCAGUGCCUUCUUCAGCUGCUCCCAUCGUGCCAGCAGAUGAGGGAAAGGCUCAGCUACCACUUGCAGGCACUGCUGAGUAUGAAGCCGCAGGGACUGGGGGCACCGAACCUGCUGUGCCUGGACCUCGUGGUCCUCACGAGCACCUUCCGCCUAACAAGCCCCCCUGGUUUGACCAUCCUGUCACUCCAUGGGGCCAACAGCAGCCACCUGACCAGCCGCCAUUCCCACACCACCAGGGGCCCCCCCACUGCCCCCCAUGGAACAGCAACCACGAAGGGAUAUGGAGUGAGCAGCGGGAGCCUGGUUGGAACAACCAGCGCGAAGCCCCCUGGAACAACCAGCCGGAGCCCACUUGGAAUAACCAGUUCGAGGCCCCUUGGAACAACCAGCACGAGCAGCCGCAAUGGGGUGGAGGCCCGAGGGAGCCCCCCUUCCGCAUGCAGCGCCCGCCCCACUUCCGGGGGCCCUUCCCCCCUCACCAGCAGCACCCUCAGUUUAACCAGCCACCGCACCCCCACAACUUCAACCGGUUCCCACCUCGCUUCAUGCAGGAAGACUUCCCUCCCCGGCAUCCCUUCGAGCGGCCCCCGUAUCCUCACCGGUUUGACUACCCCCAGGGGGAUUUUCCUCAAGAGAUUGGCCCCCCACACCACCAUCCUGGGCACCGCAUGCCACACCCUGGAAUCAGUGAGCACCCUCCGUGGGGCGGGCCGCAGCACCCUGACUUUGGGCCCCCUCCUCAUGGAUUUAAUGGGCAGCCCCCCCAUAUGCGCCGGCAGGGGCCCCCUCAUGUCAACCACGAUGACCCCAGCCUGGUGCCCAACGUUCCAUAUUUCGACCUCCCUGCUGGUCUCAUGGCCCCCCUCGUCAAACUGGAAGAUCAUGAGUACAAGCCUUUGGAUCCCAAGGAUAUCCGCCUGCCACCCCCCAUGCCUCCUAGUGAGAGGCUGCUAGCAGCUGUGGAAGCCUUUUACAGCCCUCCAUCCCAUGACAGGCCUCGGAACAGCGAGGGCUGGGAGCAGAAUGGGCUCUAUGAGUUCUUCAGAGCCAAGAUGCGUGCCCGGCGGCGUAAAGGGCAAGAGAAAAGGAACAGUGGCCCCUCGCAGUCCCGCAGCCGCUCCAAAAGCAGAGGCCGAUCUUCCUCCCGUUCCAACUCAAGGUCUUCAAAAUCCUCCGGCUCUUACUCGAGGUCACACUCCCGGUCAGGCUCCCAGUCACGGUCCUAUUCCCGAUCACAGUCCAGGAGCAGAAGUGGAUCACGUUCUUCUGGAAGCCGGUCCCGAUCCCGAUCCAAAUCUUACUCUCCUGGAAGACGCCAUCGGUCCCGAUCUCGCAGCCAAACACCUCCCUCUUCAGCUGGGUUGGGCUCCAGCUCGGGGCCUCCUGUUCCAGAAUCCAGGCUGGGAGAGGAGAAUAAAGGACACCAGAUGCUGGUGAAGAUGGGGUGGAGUGGAUCUGGAGGCCUGGGGGCCAAAGAGCAAGGGAUCCAGGACCCCAUUAAGGGAGGGGAUAUCCGGGACAAGUGGGAUCAGUACAAGGGCGUAGGGGUAGCCCUGGAUGACCCCUACGAGAAUUACCGGAGGAACAAAAGCUAUUCCUUUAUUGCUCGUAUGAAGGCCAGAGAUGAAAGUAAGUAG
Sceloporus undulatus (fence lizard) is the source of this 2824-nucleotide messenger RNA. RefSeq names its product calcium homeostasis endoplasmic reticulum protein (gene CHERP). Gene Ontology annotation, molecular function: RNA binding. Gene Ontology annotation, biological process: intracellular calcium ion homeostasis; RNA processing. NCBI's taxonomy places the organism in Eukaryota, Metazoa, Chordata, Lepidosauria, Squamata, Phrynosomatidae. Gene Ontology annotation, cellular component: perinuclear region of cytoplasm. The record is from RefSeq and is a predicted model, not a curated record.